Planococcus citri (citrus mealybug) is the source of this 2813-nucleotide messenger RNA. RefSeq lists its product as uncharacterized. The transcript is spliced from 4 exons. Lineage: Eukaryota; Metazoa; Arthropoda; Insecta; Hemiptera; Pseudococcidae. Bases 624 to 2288 code for a protein of 554 amino acids. The record is from RefSeq and is a predicted model, not a curated record.
UAUCAACACUAGUCAAAAAGUCUCACGAAAACAAUGACAACUUUCCCAUCUCACAGAUUACCGUUUGUUAUGCUCUGUCGGAUACCGAUACGUAUAGGGGAAAAACCGUUCAAGUUUUCAGUUUGUGGUACUUUUACCGCUCCGGCUCCGCAGUGUGUUGUGUAUUGUCUGGAGAAUUGUGCAGUUUAACUGGAAGCUGCUAACUUCCAGUUCCCGAUCCGAAUCAAGGUGAGAAAGUGUUUUGUCCAUCUCCUGUCGUUUAUUUGCGCGGUGGCUUCCAUGUGCGUUGUUGUUCUUCGAAUCAUCUUUUCUCGACUAUAAGAUACUGUUUCGAGCGCGCGUUGAACUAUUUAAAUUAAUCCAAUUAGCUUUUUCGUACCAUUUAUCGGGAAUUCGGUUAUCAUUAAUGAACUGUUUAAUUAAUCGUGUUUAAUAUAUAACGCAUUUUUUUCCCUUUCAAACUUUUUCAGUUUUGUUUUAUUUUAUUGUUUCAACUUACAAGUUCAGGUGUGCCGAAACAGUCGAAUCGUUCAGAAAGAAAUAAAAUGAAAAAACGUUUUCAACGGGAAUUAAUAGUUUAAAAAAGACUUUUUUGUUUCUAUGAUUUGCAUUUCUGGCCAGAAAUGUUGGCCACAUAUGGAGGAAAACUUCUUCAAGUCACAACUAUCUGCGUGCUGCUUCCAUACACGAUACGUUGUCUAUCACAAAACCAUACCUACAUACCGUUAUCAGAAAAACGAUCGUUGAAUAAUUACAUAGCCACUUCAGUUCCUUAUACCGUUGAAAAUCAAAGCUCUCAUCCAGAUGAACUUACCACACACGAAAAGGUAGACACAGCGUUAACAAAUUCCGACGGUAAUUCGCAAGACGUGCUAGACUGCUUGAAUGAAAAUCAUUGCGUAAAUAAUAACACAUCUAAUGAACCUUCAUCCUCUGAGGGCACCUUCAGACCGUACUCGCAAGAUGAACUGAAUAAAAUUUUACAAAAAUAUCACGGCGAAAAAGAAACGAUCGAAGCGCAAGAAACGUCCAAUAAGGUAGCUAAUUAUUACAGCAUCGCUAGUUCAAAUAAUAUCGAAUCGUCGUCACCUAGCUCGACCGAUUCGCACGAUAAAUCAAAAGCUUGGAAUGUUGUUAAUUAUUCUCAAAAUUACAAUAAAAAUCCAUACGACGACAGAAUGGGUUGGGUCACUCUGGAGCCAAUAGCAUGGUCAUCUAGUCAAGUACAAAAAUGGGAGCCGAAUCAGAAACCAAUGUGGCCAUUACCACCGCAAAACAACGGCCCGUGGGGCUCAUCACCGCAAUUUGAACAACAACCGGCUUACGGUGGUUAUUCGGAACGUCCGUAUAAAAAGCCAACCUACCAGUAUCAAAAUAAUAGACCUUGGAGUGCGAACCAACAUUAUCAAAAACCAUCGUUCGGUGGUGGAGGCGGUGGCAGUUUUAGCGCUAAUCAGGAAAUAAUCACCGAUGGACAACCCGGAUAUUUUCCAGCCGAUAGGCCAUCGUCAACCGGUGGAUAUAAACCAUGGGUCGAACAAACUCAAAGCAUAAGUUAUAUCGAUAGUUCGAAUCGUCCAGCUACUCACGUCGUAUACCAAGGUAUUGGUACAGGAUCGGCACAUCCUCAUCAUAUUUCCGAAAGACCAGCGCCAGCUUCUUCGUCAUCCGCCGAAGGAGAUGGUCAUUGGGUGCUACUUUCGAGUACAAAAGGUUACUCGGUGCCUCAUAGACAACGUAGUUUUAGUAGAGCUCUCGAACCAGACGAUAAAGUCAAUAAUGUCGAUGCUAAAGAAGAGAAACCACAAAAAUCGUACAGACCUUUUUCGGCCAGACGAUCAAUUAAGCUGACUGUUCUACCAUCGGCUAAUGGUAAAACAGUAACUUCUCACAAUGGCUUGAUUGAAGUCGAAGCUGGAGAUCAAAGCGUAGAUGAAGCACGUCGCGACCAUUUUGCCAGAAUGAUGAGGUUUAAUAACACCGACGAGACAUCCUUACACAGUUCGUCACCGACUGGUAUACCCGGUAAAGUAGAAGCGGUUGCCAAACCUGCCACCAGAAGGAACGCCGUUUUAAGUGCAGUUGGUGCUGGUAUGAUACCGGCUACGAUGGCUAUGUUAUUACCAAUGCUUUUGGGUCGACGAAAAAGAAGCGUGCACGAGCCUCAUAUAAUAACUUUAAAUUUAAGAAAAUAUAAUAAGCGCGGUAUAGUAACGACCGAAGACCAAAAUAAACCAAUUAAGGAAAUAUCAAAGAAAAGAAUACUUUCAGAAGUUCAGUUUUAUUGAUGCCAUAGACUUUAGUUCACAGUGCCUUUUGUGCUUUAUAAGUGAUUUUUAAAGCAUAAAAAUAUCGUCCUCUUUUUCAUCCAAAUUUGUGUAUUAUUUAUUGCCGAAUCAAAUUGCGAAAAAUAAUUUAUUAAAUUAAGUUAGAUUUUUUUUUUGGCAAUAAUUUAAUUUAUUAAAUUAUUCUUCGACGUUUUAUUUAAAGUAAUAAUCAUGCAACUGAAUUUCUUUCGCUUGAAAAAUGUUCACAGUAGAUAAAUAAGAAUUUGAAAACAAUGUUUAUGGUUUUAUUUUUUCAAACUCGAUUACUAUUUAUUUCGUUGUUUUUUAUUUCUUAUUGCAGAAAUCAAAUUCAGCAGUAUUUAAAUAAAUUAUCACAAUUUUUAUAUGAACUGUUCCUGUUUUUAUUACUUUUUUUAAUGUAAUUUUUUUCUUUUAAAAAUCGUUACUUAUUUGAACAUGUAACUUUCAGUAUAGGUAUCUAUAUUUAUUUAUUUUCAAUUGUAAAUAUAUUUAAAUGUGUUGUUG